Messenger RNA from Haliotis rubra (blacklip abalone), 1436 nucleotides. Its product is annotated as bystin-like. Gene Ontology annotation, cellular component: preribosome, small subunit precursor; cytoplasm; nucleolus. Gene Ontology annotation, biological process: rRNA processing. NCBI's taxonomy places the organism in Eukaryota, Metazoa, Mollusca, Gastropoda, Lepetellida, Haliotidae. The record is from RefSeq and is a predicted model, not a curated record. Gene Ontology annotation, molecular function: snoRNA binding.
UACGUUGUAAGGAGCGUAAGGUAUAUUUCCGCUUCCGUGUCCACAACACGUGUGGACGGUAUCUCGUUUACAAACGAAUUACGGAAAUAAUAUGGGUAAAGUAAAGAAAAUGCGUCGAUCACAAGGAGGAGAGGGCGACCUAGCACAACAAUACAUGGAGGACACAAGCAUAAAACAAAAAAGUAGAGCAAAAGUUCGACUAAGGAAAGAGGAAGACGAAGAGUUUGUUGAUGAGAAGCUGUCAAAAAAGAUUUUGGCACAAGCCCGAGCACAGCAAGAGGAACUUGAGGAGGAAAUUGGACCUCAGAAAAAAAAAGUCGGUCCCAAAACUGUGAGUCUUGGUCCAGGUCCCUCCCAUGAUGCAUCAGACUCAGAAGAUGACCUUGGAUCAGAAGAUGAAGAACAUUAUGAACCAAUUGAAGUUAAUGCUGAUGACGAGAAGGCAAUGGAGAUGUUCAUGUCACAUAACCCGCCGGUCAGACGCACGCUGGCUGAUAUCAUCAUGGAGAAGAUCACUGAAAAACAAACAGAGAUUAAAACACAGUUAUCAGACAACGCCAGUGUUCAGAUGCAGCAGCUGGAUGAGAGGGUGGUCACGAUGUACCGAAGUAUCCGACAAAUUCUGCAGAAAUACAGAAGUGGGAAACUACCUAAAGCCUUCAAGAUCAUCCCAACAUUACGGAACUGGGAACAGAUCCUGUACCUGACAGAGCCCGAGACCUGGUCAGCAGCCACUAUGUGCCAGGCCACCAGAAUAUUUGUGUCCAAUCUCAAUGUCAAGAUGUCUCAAAGGUUCUUCAACCUUGUCCUGUAUCCCCGGGUCAGAGAUGACAUUGCAGAGUACAAUAGACUCAACUUCCAUCUGUACAUGGCUGUUCAGAAGUCCCUCUUCAAGCCAGCCGCCUUCUUCAAAGGAAUUCUCCUUCCUCUGUGUGAGUCCGGCAACUGCACCCUGAGAGAGGCUGUUAUCAUAUCCAGUAUCCUGGCAAAGAACACAAUACCCAUGCUGCACUCUGCUGCAGCCAUUUUGAAAAUUGCAGAGAUGGACUACAACGGUGCUAACAGCAUCUUCUUAAAGACCCUCCUAGACAAGAAGUAUGCCUUGCCGUAUAGAGUCAUUGAUGCCGUCGUCCACCACUUCACAAGGUUUGUGACAGACAAGCGCGAGCUCCCCGUGUUGUGGCAUCAGAGUCUGCUGACCUUCAUACAGCGCUACAAGGAAGACGUCUCCACGGAGCAGAAAGAGGCUCUGAUGGAGCUGCUCCGGGUACAGACGCACCACACCAUCACUAGUGAGAUACGCCGGGAACUGGUCCACUCCAAGUGCCGCGAUGCUGAGGACGCCCCAGGUCGGGCUGACAUGGAGUUUGAUUGAUGUGAUAUGGACACAUGGAGGGGUGGCGAUGUAAUUAUGUAUAAUAAAUGUUGAUUUUGGA